Molecule: messenger RNA, 682 nt
Organism: Aphidius gifuensis
Lineage: Eukaryota; Metazoa; Arthropoda; Insecta; Hymenoptera; Braconidae
Product: 40S ribosomal protein S13-like
Exons: 3
Coding region: 99-554 (151 amino acids)
Biological process (GO): translation
Cellular component (GO): ribosome; cytosolic small ribosomal subunit; nucleolus
Molecular function (GO): small ribosomal subunit rRNA binding; structural constituent of ribosome
Source: RefSeq, a predicted model, not a curated record
AAUGAAUAUAAUUGCAUAUUUUUUUUUUUUUUUUGGGACAGCAUCAGUCAUCAAUUUAUCACACACACCGCAACAACUGGCAACAACAUCUAACAAACAUGGGUCGCAUGCACGCACCAGGUAAGGGUAUUUCCCAAUCGGCAUUACCAUACAAACGAUCAGUUCCAUCAUGGUUGAAACUCAGCCCUGAGGACUGUAAAGAUCUUAUCUUUAAACUUGCAAAAAAAGGACACACUCCUUCACAAAUUGGUGUUAUUCUUCGUGAUAGCCAUGGUAUUGCUCAAACUCGUCAUCGUACUGGUAACAAAAUUUUGAGAAUUGUCAAAGCCAUGGGUUUGGCACCUGAUCUACCAGAGGAUGUAUAUUGUCUUAUCAAGAAAGCUGUUGCAAUUCGUAAGCAUUUGGAACGUAAUCGUAAAGACAAAGACUCAAAAUUCCGUUUGAUUCUCGUUGAAUCAAGAAUUCAUCGUCUUUCAAGAUACUACAAGUCUAAAGGUACACUUGCACCAACAUGGAAGUACGAAAGUUCAACAGCCAGUGCUCUUGUUGCUUAAAUUAUUAAGACUUAAUAAUAAAUGAAUAAAUGAAAACUGAAGAGAAAAUUUAAAAUCAAAUUUUUGAUCAACUUAUUUAAUAAUAACACUGUAAUAAAAUAAUAAAUAUUUACUUACCAAGAAAAUAA